GCUCGCGGACGCGUUGUGGAGUGCGCACACUGCCAUGAACUUCGGAGCGUAACUUCGCCGUUUUUCUUGGUGGGAAACUACGACGAGAUUUAACUUUUUUUUCUCCCCCUCAUCAGAACGCGCAACAUUCGGAGAAUAAUCUAGGUGCAUAUUUUGUCCCCCCCGGUUCCAGCAGCAUGUCGUCUGCGGCGGUCGCUGCCUCGCGCAGGCAGUCGUGUUAUUUGUGCGAUUUGCCCCGCAUGCCGUGGGCGAUGAUCUGGGAUUUUACCGAGCCCGUUUGCCGCGGAUGCGUCAACUACGAAGGAGCGGACCGCAUCGAGUUUGUGAUUGAAACCGCGCGGCAGCUGAAGCGCGCGCACGGAUUCCAGGAGGGCAGAUCACCGGGAACGGUAGGCAAACCGGGGAAGGACAUGCAGAGCAUGAACCACACGGAACCGGGCUCGCGUCCUCCGCAGCCGCUGGAUCGCUACCCGCUCGCGUCGGAAAGACCCCCCAGACUGGGUCCGGAGUACCAGGGGGGGCGACAAGCGAACGGGAUCCCGGUGCCAAACGGGUUUCCAAAGCCCGACGAGCCUCCGGAGCUGAACCGCCAGAGCCCAAACCCGCGUCGGACCGGCGCCGUGCCUCCUAACCUGCUUCCACUGGUUAACGGCAGCAUCCCGCCGGUGCAUGCGCUCAACGGGAGAUCCCUGCAGAUGGGAAUCCCCCCGGUUGCGUUAACGGCGGAGCAUGUGGGCAAACGCGCGGAAGACAUGAAGGACAAACACCGCGCCGACAGCAUGAGCGACGCGAGCGACGGACACAAGGACUGGACGCAGAAGGGCAAGACGGUGCGGGAACUGAUGACUCUGCAGAGCCUCGACUCCCGGUUUAAGAAGGAGCAUGCACCGCUGGCGCACCGGAUGGGAUACGAGAGCAGCUCCAGUGCCUUAAAAACAGAUCGCGGUAAGCACUCUCGGGGCAUUAAAAGGAAACCCUCUCCCGAGCCGGACGGGGAAAGCAGCGCCGCCAAGAUGAACGGCGAGAGUCAGCCGUGGCUGCCGUCUCCGUCUGAGGUGCUCAAGAUGCCCUCGGGAUUCGCCGUCGCUCCUCCCUCCACGAUCUCCCCGCAUUCGCGCACUACACCGCCAGAGGCGUCCACCGCCGUGCAGAACGGGCAGUCGCCGAUGGCCGCGCUAAUUUUGGCCGCGGACAACGCCGGAACCGGCUCGCCUAAAGACGCCGGAAACCAGGUGCACUCCACGACCACGUCAGCCGCGGGACGGCGGAACAGCGGAAGCCCACAGUCGCCCUCGUCUGGACAAAGGCGGCUCACGCUGGGAACGUCGGGAACAGCGACCGCGCACAUCCCAGGCAUGGACCCGCAGGCCGGGCAUCCGCAGAGCAUUCCCGAUUCCUCGGUGCCGCCUGGAAGCGUGCCGUUGUGCUGCACCCUGUGCCACGAGCGCCUCGAGGACACACAUUUCGUCCAGUGCCCGUCGGUGCCAUCGCACAAGUUCUGUUUCCCGUGUUCUCGCGAGAGCAUCAAACAGCAGGGGGCGACGGGAGAGGUUUACUGCCCGAGUGGCGAGAAAUGCCCGCUUGUUGGAUCCAACGUACCCUGGGCGUUCAUGCAGGGCGAAAUAGCCACCAUUUUGGCUGGGGACGUAAAGGUUAAAAAGGAGCGGGACCCUUGAUUUUUCUUUUUCUUUUUUUUUUGCUCAAAAUAUCCCCCAGGUUUAAAAAAAAAAGUACUCUUCCAUAAUGUACUUGUCAAACGAUUAAUCGCGAUUAAUCGCAUCCAAAAUGAAGGUUUUUGUUUACAUAAUAUAUGCGUGUUUACUGUGUAUAUUUAUUAUGUGUAUAUAUAAAUACAAACACAUUCAUGUGUAUAUAUUUAAGAAAAAUAUGUUAUGUUUAUAUAUUAAAUAUAUAAAUGUAUAUACAUGUAAAUAUUUUCAAAAUAUAUAUACUGUAGGUGUGUGUAUUUAUAUAUAUAUAUAUAUAUAUAUAUAUAUAUACACACACAGUACACAUACAUAUAUUUUGUGAACAAACCGUUUAUUUUGGAUGCGAUUAAUCAUGAUUAAUCAUUUGACAGCACUAUACUUAAAGUGCUCUAUUUUCGCGCACUAAUUUUGUACUUUAAUAUACUAAAAAUGAUUCUUUAGUACUUGUUAAGAUAAACUUAAGUGUACUCAACUGUGCUAUUUUGGGAUGCACCAUGAAUAUGAACAAAAAUGUGCUUUUAACACACUAUCUCUAAAAAUGUAUUUAGUUACCACUUGAACCCAUCUUUCAUACACUAGUGCUCUCAAGUGUACUACAAGUGGUGACUAAUUACAUUUUUUAAACACAGAGACAGUGUGUUAAAAGCACAUUUUACUUCAUAUUCAUGGCGUCCCAAAAUUGCACAUUGAGUACACUUAGUUGAUCUUAACAAGUACUAAAGACUCACUUUUAGUAUAUUAAGUGCAAAAUUAGCACGUGGAAAUAGAGCACUUCAAGUACAUGAUGGAAGUGUACUUUUUUUUUUUUAACCUGGGCCACCAAUCGUAUUGCAUACCAUCCAAACGUGAACUAACCGGACAUGUACAUAUUGAACUUAAGGGAACUGUACACUUGGUAAACAUGGCUGUAUAAUUUUUUUGAUUUUCCCUUUUUGAAUACAUUGUGUUUCUAUAUUUUUUCCGAAGAUAAAAUGGUAUGUACGCGCUAUAACAAACCCCCCUUUCCCCCAUUCAGUGGUUGUUCAGAGCGAACGCUCGGUGUACUAGUAGACCUGGUGGCAGUCCAUGUUUAAACACAGAAUGUGACUAAUACUCUUUAAGCACUUGGCAAGAACUGAAACGCUUUUAGCUGUAUUGUAUGCACUUGUUUAAAAAUUGCCAAAUACAAUUUCUGACCUUGUAAUAACAA
Messenger RNA from Onychostoma macrolepis, 2898 nucleotides. It is a transcript of the gene irf2bp2b, whose product is annotated as interferon regulatory factor 2 binding protein 2b. The coding region runs from base 177 to 1676 and encodes 499 amino acids. The transcript is spliced from 2 exons. Gene Ontology annotation, cellular component: nucleus. The record is from RefSeq and is a predicted model, not a curated record. Gene Ontology annotation, molecular function: transcription corepressor activity. Gene Ontology annotation, biological process: regulation of transcription by RNA polymerase II. Lineage: Eukaryota; Metazoa; Chordata; Actinopteri; Cypriniformes; Cyprinidae.